Athene cunicularia (burrowing owl) is the source of this 2089-nucleotide messenger RNA. RefSeq names its product ISL LIM homeobox 1 (gene ISL1). Bases 164 to 1105 code for a protein of 313 amino acids. Gene Ontology annotation, molecular function: DNA-binding transcription factor activity, RNA polymerase II-specific; cis-regulatory region sequence-specific DNA binding. The transcript is spliced from 7 exons. The record is from RefSeq and is a predicted model, not a curated record. Gene Ontology annotation, biological process: positive regulation of transcription by RNA polymerase II; neuron fate specification; axonogenesis. Lineage: Eukaryota; Metazoa; Chordata; Aves; Strigiformes; Strigidae. Gene Ontology annotation, cellular component: nucleus.
CGCCCCCGGCGCCGCGCCCCGCACCGCGCCUCACCGCGCGCCCCCUUCUCUCUCCGCAGCCCUGACAGUGUCUCCCACGCCGCGACAGCUCUCAAACCUACUUUGGGGUCUUAAAACGAAACCGUACACCAUUUCACUGUGGACAUUACACCCUCUUACAGAUAUGGGAGACAUGGGAGACCCACCAAAAAAAAAACGCCUGAUUUCCCUAUGUGUUGGUUGCGGCAAUCAAAUUCACGAUCAGUAUAUUCUGAGGGUUUCACCGGAUUUGGAAUGGCAUGCGGCGUGUUUGAAGUGUGCAGAGUGUAAUCAGUAUUUGGACGAGACCUGUACGUGCUUUGUUAGGGAUGGCAAAACCUACUGUAAAAGAGAUUAUAUCAGGUACGCCAUUUACUUAGACAGGCAACGAAAAAAAGGGUUCAUCACAGCCCUCCCCGCCUCCCCCUGUCCCACCAGCUUAGAUUCAUGGCCUCUGCAGGCUCCCUGCUUCCUACUCAUGGGGAUCCUGUUCCUCCCUUCCCCUUCCCUUACAGCAGAACCUAUCUCUGCCAGACAGCCAGCUCUGAGACCCCACGUCCACAAGCAGCCCGAGAAGACUACCCGUGUCCGGACUGUCCUUAAUGAAAAACAGCUUCACACCUUGAGGACCUGCUACGCUGCAAACCCCAGACCUGACGCCCUCAUGAAAGAGCAACUGGUAGAAAUGACUGGCCUCAGCCCGAGGGUCAUCAGGGUUUGGUUUCAAAACAAGCGAUGCAAGGACAAAAAAAGGAGCAUUAUGAUGAAGCAACUUCAGCAGCAGCAACCCAAUGACAAAACUAAUAUCCAAGGGAUGACAGGAACUCCGAUGGUGGCAGCUAGUCCGGAGAGACAUGACGGUGGUUUACAGGCGAACCCGGUGGAGGUGCAGAGUUACCAACCGCCCUGGAAAGUACUGAGUGACUUCGCAUUGCAGAGUGACAUAGACCAACCUGCUUUUCAGCAACUAGUUAAUUUUUCAGAAGGAGGACCCGGUUCCAAUUCUACUGGAAGUGAAGUAGCAUCAAUGUCUUCUCAGCUGCCAGAUACACCCAACAGCAUGGUAGCCAGUCCUAUUGAGGCAUGAGGGACAUUCAUUCAGAUUUCUGUGUUGUUGUUUCUGCCCUUACCCUCAUACUUGUUGGAGAGAGUGUGAAAAUGAUCGCGUUGGGACUCCGAAAUUUAGGGGAAAAAAGUAUUUAACAACCCUUUAAUGAAAGCAAGAAACUGCUCCAUGAAAUGAACGGAGUCAUGUUUGAAAAGACAAGGUAAUAUGGUAGCAACACUGUGAAGACAAUCAUGGGAUCUUACUAGAAUAAAUAAAAAAAAAGCAAACAUAAAACAACUAAAAAAAAAAAUCAAAAAAACAAACAAAAACCCACAAAAAAAAAAACCACAAAAAAACAAACAACCAAACCCUGCGCUGUUCAAUGAUCAGAGGAAGAUCGAAAAGACAUUUUCAAAACCUAAAGGAUUUGUACUCGUGGAUCUCAAAAAAAAAAAAAAAAAAAAAAAAAAAAAAAAGGAAAAAAAUAUCUUUUUAUUUGACUGCACGUCUUAGGGAGAAACCAAGGUAGAGGGACUUUCUACCCAGUCCCUCCCAAUCCGAAUGGUGCUGUUUCUAUAUUGGGGAUUGCCCUGCCAAAAGGAGCUCCAGUAGGUUUUCCAUCAACAGAAAAGAGACGAUUUAGCCCUGCAUUAUUGAAAGAUUCAUUGCAGGAAGGUGGAGCUGCAUUGAUUUGCAAUGUUGUUUUUAGUUGACUCUUAACAAGAGGUUGCUUCCUGGGUCUCUUCGAGCAUGUACUGUAGCGGGGUUUUGGUUUUGUUUGGUUGCGAUCCACCCUCUAUCAAGUCUGAAGCUAUUAAAAAUAGGUUUUUGAAUUUCUCUUUAAAAAACAGUUUAUAAAAGCAUUGCAACAAGGUAUACCUCUAUUUUGCCACAAAGCGUCUCGGGAUUGUGUUUGAAAUGUGUCCGUCCAAGAACCUUCCCCUCCCCCAAAGAUGUGUAUAGUCAUUAGUUAAAACGACUGUUUUCUCUCUCUCUCUCUCUCUCUCUCUCUCUCUCUCUCUC